Molecule: messenger RNA, 596 nt
Organism: Aegilops tauschii subsp. strangulata
Lineage: Eukaryota; Viridiplantae; Streptophyta; Magnoliopsida; Poales; Poaceae
Source: RefSeq, a predicted model, not a curated record
ACCGUCUCUCUAGCCGACCCGAACGUCGACGACGACCGCAACACCUGCCCGAGACCAAGAAUCGAUCACAACAUCACUUUGCAAAAGGGAUCGCUGCUGUACUUUCCUGACAGCGCGGUCGAUUACCUUAUCUUCUUCAUCGACUGCAUCUUCAACUCUACCUUCCACCAACCGAAUAGCAUCUACCCGAUCAGCUGCGAAGGCUUUGAUGCUGGUCCUCGUCCUGGACUAUCCUUCGUGCUUCCGGAUGAUGCAGUGCCCACCGGCAACUGGGUGCAAGCGUGCAACCAAGUCAUACAAUUGCCUGUGCACAAAUACGGCGAGAUCAACCUUACUGACCCUGGAUGGACAAACGGGAGUGGAUAUGCCAGUGUUCUUCGUCAGGAAUUCCAGCUGGGAUGGAACGAGAGCGCGAAGGACCCGGCAUGUAUCCAGUGCGAGGGAUCCAAUCCCAAGGGACAGUGCGGUUACAGUCGGACCGGCGAUUUCAUCGGCUGCUUGUGCCCUGACGGCCUAGUACACUCCGAUAAUACUUGCAAUAAAUCCCGUAAGUUCUCUGAAUCUCAAGCUUUUCCUUUGCAGAAGUUGCGUUUUUC